AUGGGUCUCAUCAAAGGAGGUUUCCUCCGCCUCUCCCAGACGUUCCUAUACGUUCUGGCAUUCUUGUGCUCUGCUCUGAUCAUUGGAAUCUACUCAUACUUCCUCGCAGUCCUAGCAGACCGAGAUGUCUCCAUACCAACCUACGCCAAAGCAGUCGAAGGAAUCGCCGGCGUAGCAACCCUCUUCACCCUCUUCGCCGUCGUCCUGACCUGUUGUCUCGGAGGAAUCACCUUUUUCGGCCUGCUCGCAGUCCUCCUCAACAUCCUCGUCAUGGGCGGCUUCAUCGCCAUCGCCGUCCUGACCCGCUCAGCAGUCCACUCGUGCACCGCCAACAACAUCCGCACAGGCCCUCUAGGUCGUGCCGCGGACUCCUCUUUCAACAGCAACGUCACCUACGCCGUCUCCCCUCGCACAGCCUGCAGACUCAACAAAGCCGUCUUCAUCGUCUCCAUUAUCGGCGCUUUCCUUUUCCUUGUUUGCGCUUUGGUGCAACUCCUCAUCGUGCGUUCGCACAAGAAGGAGAAGAAGAAGUAUGGACCUUCGCCCGCGAAUGAUUACACUACUGGAUAUGGCGAGCAAGGGAAGAAGAAGUUCUGGCAGAGGAAGACGCAGUCGCAGACGGAUGGCAACAAUGGUGCGAGAGCUAUCGAUCUCGUGCAACCGGUUCCUGCGGGCACUCUGGGACAUGCGGGCCCGGAUAUGAGGCCUAGCUAUGAGACUGCCACGACUGUUGGAAAUGGUGGUGUCUAUGAUAAGGAUGCCACUGCUGUUCCUGCUACUGGUGUCAUUUAUGGGCAUGAGACUGCCACCAACCCACACACUCAGCACCACCACUAUUGA
Ramularia collo-cygni is the source of this 840-nucleotide messenger RNA. RefSeq lists its product as uncharacterized. The record is from RefSeq and is a predicted model, not a curated record. Lineage: Eukaryota; Fungi; Ascomycota; Dothideomycetes; Mycosphaerellales; Mycosphaerellaceae. The transcript has 2 exons. Bases 1 to 840 code for a protein of 279 amino acids.